Messenger RNA from Trichomonas vaginalis G3, 1428 nucleotides. RefSeq names its product N-glycan processing. Lineage: Eukaryota; Parabasalia; Trichomonadida; Trichomonadidae. Gene Ontology annotation, biological process: N-glycan processing. Gene Ontology annotation, cellular component: glucosidase II complex. The record is from RefSeq and is a predicted model, not a curated record. Gene Ontology annotation, molecular function: protein binding. Bases 1 to 1428 code for a protein of 475 amino acids. The transcript has a single exon.
AUGGAUACCGAAAAAAGUACAUUUAAAUGCUUUUCCGGCGAAAAGACAAUAAAAUUAUCGCAAAUAAAUGACGGAUAUCCAGAUUGUAAGGACGGAUCUGAUGAACCUGGAACAUCUACAUUUAUUAAUGGUUCGUUUUACUGUCAAAACAAAGGAUAUAUCGCCACUACAAUUCAAAAAUGGUCUGUAGGCGAUGGAGUAUGUGAUUGCUGCGAUGGAAGUGAUGAGGCAUUCAACUCGCAUGCAAAUUGCCCCAAUACAUGCGCAGAACUUGAAGCACAAAGAAUUCAACUUUACAAUAAACUUAACUCCAUCUACUCGGAAGGCUUUGCAACAUAUCUCAAACGCAUUGAAACAGGAAAAGAAAAAUUAUCAUCAGCAAGGAAAAAGAAAUUUGAGCUUCAAUCAUUAAUUAAGAAACUUGAAGAUGAUAAAAAGCGUGUAGAAGCUGCUAAAGCACUCCCUGAUCCUACACCAAUCCCAAUUUCCACACCAGAACCAAUCCCAACCCCAGAAAUUACACCAGAAACAAUCAAAGAUGAUACAGAGGAAAAAAUCCAAGCAUUGAACAAGAGAAUCGACGAAUUACGUGUUUUAGAAGGUGAAGGUUAUCCUGGCGCCACAGAAGAACUUAAACAAGCCAAAGAUGAACUCGAUCUUCUUCUCGAGAAGCAAAGCGAAGCAGAAGCAAAGAAAGAGGCAUCAAAUACACAAUCUGAUGAUGUUCCAACUAAAUCUUCCAAUAAUUUCGAAAAAGAUGAUGAAGAAAGCGAAAUCUACGCAGAAAAUGAAGAAGAACCAGGAGCAAAGUUGCUAGGAGAAGCCAUCAAAGCAGAAAAUCCAGAAGAAGUUAAAGAAGAACCAAAAGAAAAAGCAGAUGAAGAACCAUUAUGGAAGACAAUCAUUCGCGCUAUUUGGCAAUAUACAUUCUACGUUCCUGAUGUCAGGAGUUCUCUUGAGGAAGGAAUCAGGCAGAAAACUCUCGACGAUCUUGAUGAAAAACUCAGAAAAGCCAGAGAUAGCCUCAGAGAGCAAGAGAAGCUUUCAGAUCUUGAUGACAAGACAGAUCCAGCAUUUGUUCCUAUCAUUGGCAGCAAAUUUAAGACAGAUGAUGGCGAUUUCGAAUAUGAGGUCAUGAAAGAGCUCAAACAGUCAUACAACUCAUAUGGAAGAUACAAGGAAACAGAAGGAAAGAUCCAGAAGUUCAAGGAUGGCCAACAUUGCUGGAUUACUCAGGCAGGAAGAAAAACUGACAUGGAAUUGGUCUGUUGGAACAAGGAUAUGCUAGUUUCUGUAAUAGAGUCCGACCAAUGCUACCAUAAAGCCGUAUUUGCAACGCCGUCUGCUUGCGGAGAUAAGGAGGACCUCUCGAAGCUUGACGUAGGUCAGUUAAAGAGGAUCGCAGAUAAGGUGAACGCGAAGCUCUGA